AUGAGAAUUUACCUUUCUGAAGUUUUCGCAGCAGGCUUGUUUUGGUUAUUUCUAUCGAGCGCCAUCGGUGAAUACAACACGGAUGAGAACGUAAAAGAAGUGAAAAUUGGCGUUUUGGUACCAAUGACCGGUUACUGGCCAAUCGGCAAAACAUCUGCGUCCGCUAUUACCAUUGCAGUGGACAAAAUCAACAGAGAUCCCACUCUUCUCCUAGGGUACAACAUGACGUUUCUAUGGAAUGAUUCCAUGUGCUUAGCCGCCGAAGGACUGAACCAAGCGGUGGAGUUUCGAAUUUCUGGAGUGGACGCCAUCAUAGGAGACGGAUGCGACAUUAUUUGUGAACCGGCUGCCAUUUUAGCGGCGUCGUGGAAUCUGCCUAUGAUAUCCUGGGGCUGUGAAUCGAGUAAGCUAUCAGAGAAAAGCAUUUACUCGACGUUCGCCAGAACGGUGGGAUCUUUCUCCAAAAUGGGCGGCCUGUUCAUGUCCGUACUUGGAUACUUCAAAUGGAAAAGUAUUGGAAUUAUAGCGUCUACAGAGAGCAUAUGGCAACUGGCCAUGACUGGCCUGAUGAAGGUGUUUUUACAGCACGAUAUUGACAUUCGCUAUAUACACACUCUCAAUCCUGGGCAUGUACUCGUCACCGAGCGAGAGGAGUACAAGAGCGUGUUGAUGCUUGCUAAAGAAACAGCCAGAAGUAAGUGAAAAAAUGGUUCAAAGAAAGGAAGAGGGCUCAUUUUUUACUUUUUUGUUCCUCUUUUUCAGCAAUUUUUAAAGCAAUCCAUUGUUAUGAUGGAAAAGCUAACAAGAAAUCGUUCUUUUAGUUGUUUAGGUCCCCGAGAAAUAAGAUCUUUUGUGGCCCAUUUAUUUUCUGCAAAAUAUGUUUUUCUUGUUUUAGCCAGUACCUAUGCCACCAAAAGCUGUUAAUUUACUCCAGCGGGUAAAUCAGAACGACGAAAUGAACUGGGGACUAUCGGAAAUUUGGAAAAAAAAACAAAAACAAAUUUUAAAAAAAAAAAUGGAAAGAGUAGGAAAACUGGCCCCAGCUAAUGUUGCAUAAGAUAGCACAUAGCGUUAGCACAUAAAUAACAUGAUUAACUAGAAGAUAAUUAACUACGAUAGAUGGAACCAUUAAGAACCAUAAGAAGCAACAGCACCGGCGCAUGGAACAAGCUUUUCCAGUUUCUGACAUUGAAAAGGGCCUCAGUGAGACAAACAAAUUUUCACUGUUAGCCAUGAGCUAAGUUAACCGUAAAAUAUUUCCUUUUAAUCACAAAUAAAGGUAGUUAAUCGUGUACCGCAAAGUCGUAAAAGCCAUCAUGAUGUAUUUUACUCUGCCAUAGUCUUUAUAAUGCUGUGUUACGGAGGCGAUAUAAGAGCUCUAAUGCUGUUCGCUCAUGAUCUGGAUAUGCUCAAUGGAGACUAUGCUUUCCUGACCGUCAAUCUGUUGCCUUCUGCCGCCAUUGGAAACAACACCUUCAUGGGUAAUGACGGCAGAGAUGCCGAGGCUGCGCUGGCGUUCAGGGGAAUUCUGAGCAUUCAUGUUCGAGAGCCGACCACAGAACUAUGGCAACAAUUCACGAAAGAGGUUAAAGAGAAACUCGAGGACUACCCCUUUGAAAUUCAGCUUGAUCACAGUGAAAAGGUAUGAGGAGAUUAGGGCAGAUUGGGGCCUAACGAGGUUUAGUAGUUGGUCCAUUAUGGAAGGGUACAGAUUGGUCAAAAAUUGGCAGAAAACGAGAUAAUCUUAGAGAACUUGCUUCGGGAGCAUGAAGAAGUGAUUAAUUUACGUGUUCAGAGACUAUAAAGAAAAUGUUGAUAUUUUAUCACCGACUCGUGUAUAUUUUAAAAAAACCAUUUCAACUCAACUGAGGUAUGCUGUCCGCUGAAUUGCAGAGACUGUCGAUGGCAAUAAUAUUGAUGAUAAUAAAAAAUAAUUAAUCUAAAACACGAAUUGAAAUAAGCGUUUAAACUAAAAAUGUUUCAAUUAACCCUUUACAACCUGACAUCAGCAUGUAUAUUCUCCAUACUGUUCGCUAUACAUUCCUCCUGAGACUAACAAGAAGAAUUUGUUAAACAAUCAUGAGCUUUUUUUAAAUGGCGACCGUUUCUUUGAUUCUCGAGACCCAGAAGUUUGCUUCAACAGUGAUGUUACAAAGAGAAAUUGGUUGUUAGUCACUUUAAGGAAUCAAGGGUUAGGAAAACAAAAACCAUAUCACAAAUUUUUCUCUUAAAUGUUACAGUUCAGGUCGCCUUAGUUGUUUGUUCUCUCACUCUAUUAAGAUUGUUAUUCCAAGUCCAUAGUGUUUGAUCGUGAGCAGUCACCGGAUCCCCAUCUACGGUUUAUCCACUAACUGCGUUCUUUUUCGGUGUAGGUGGAGGUGUACGCUGGAGCUAUAUACGAUGCUAUUUAUUUGUACGCCAUUGCGCUGAAUGAGACCUUAGCAGCUGGAGGGGACAAAAAAGAUGGACAAGCUAUUGUGCACAGAAUGCUCAACAUGGAAUUUGAAGGUUCGUGUUUGUUUGACACUGAAAUAGCCCAAGUUCCAUAUGAAAUAAGGAACUUGUGCGUUAUAGAACUUGAACUUGUGCACGAAAUCGAGAUUCUUUGAGGUAGAAAGAAACUGGGUCGAGUGCAUGAAAUCGAGAUUCUUUGAGGAAGAAAGAAACUGGGUCGAGUGCAUGAAAUCGAGAUUCUUUGAGGUAGAAAGAAACUGGGUCGAGUGUAUGAAAUCGAGAUUCUUUGAGGAAGAAAGAAACUGGGUCGAGUGCAUGAAAUUGAGAUUAUUUAAGGAAACUCCUCGGAAACAAAGAAAGAUUAUAAACUAGUCAUUUUAAACAGUUGUAAACUGUUUGAUGCUUAAUUUAAAAUUUAAACAUCAAUUUCCGAGUUCUUUUUUCGAGUUCGCAUUCAAGAUUGCUCCUUUGUUUCUUUAUGAUUUUGAACACUUUUAAUUUGGUCAUUUUUGAUAAACCAGGUGCCUCGGGGACAGUUCGAAUCGACGAAUCGGGUGAUCGUGACCCAGAUUAUUCUCUCAAGUAUUACGUGAAUGGAAGUUUCCAGAACAUCGCUGAUUACAAUCACUCCACUGGAGGCUUCAAUUUAAGAGGUAAUCCCAGACGCAUCGAGACAGAUCUAUUCUCAGUUGAGCGUCACAUGUAAUCCACACCACCCUCUCAACCAAUCAGAUACGUAACUAAAUCCAAUCGCUUCAGGCAAUUAGUGUUCAGUAUUUCCUUCCCUAAAACAUCGAGCUUUGGCCAGUCGUGUCAACACGGCCCAAAGAAGCAAUGAAAACCCAAAGCCAAUGCAGUUUUUUUGGCUCGAGAUUCAAUUUAAAAUCUUCAUCAUACAUCUACUUAGAUGAUGGGUGGGGAGGAGAGAAGCUAUUUAAGAAAUUCCUGUUGUUGGUAAGAAACGUGCUGAUGUGACUUCACUUGAUAGACGUGAGAGUGAUCUGGGCAGGAGGACGCACAAAUCCUCCUCUUGAUAAGCCAAGGUGUGGAUGGGAGAAAGAAUUGUGCCUCGAGCAAGGAAGAGAAGGUAAGAAUGCAUUCACUUGCUGAUAUCGUAUCAGCGUGGUCAAAAGAAAUUCUCUUGCGAGAGUUGUAAGAAAUCUCGGAUUGCAUAUAUUUCGUUUUUCUUCCCCAUGCGAUAGUCGUAGAAAACUGGUGCCACCCUCUCACCUAGCAAUCGGAUCCUAAAGUGGAAGCAAUCUCCACAGUGUCACUCAUGCCGGUUUCCGAGCUUUUAGCAGUUCGCUUGAUUUACUCCUUGGUUCCUCGUGAAAAUCCUCUUGCAAUUACUUUGCUUUUGGUCUUACGACACUCACAUUAAACCUCUAUGACUUCAAGUACAUCUGCAGUAUGUCUGACUGAACGACAUCAUCUUUCGAUUUAGUCACCAGGCUUAAGAACACAUCAUCUUCUUUACAUUAUUCUUCAUUUUUCCUCUCUUUUCAAUCUAGCAACUCAACAGUUGGUCAAUGUAGUCAUUGGAGCGUCUACCGCUGGUGUCGUGGUGUUAGCACUUAUGUUUUUCCUCAUCAUCAGGUAAGUAAUUUAUUCUCUAAACCCACGACGUUACGAUUCCUAUGCUGCAUAUACAGUUAACACGAUGACUCCCUGAAAUCUAGUAACGCACAUGUGACGCCUCUGUCCCUGGUAUCCAAAGUAGGAAGCGAUUUCCGGCAUUGCAUCCUCUCCCCAACCCUCCCCCUCCAACCCCACACCUCAAACUCCCACCUAGAUGGAAGGAUAAUCCAUUGCAAGUUCUCCAUGAGCAUUAUGGAUUUGUUUCCACAAAAGAUCACGAUAUUCCCUUUGUUUUCAUGAAGUCGCCUGAAUUACUAACGCAUGCUCUUAGUAGAGAAAGACGCUGAAGUGAACUAAGCAAACAUACAUGCGAAACUCCCAGAUUCAUCACACAAGAGAAACUCUAUAUUCUUAGGCAAAGUCUUCAAUAACUAAAAACUUAACUCAAGAAUAGAAUCUUUUUUAUCUCUGACAAAAUAUAAUUUGAGUAAACUUAUUCGCUUGUAGGAAACUUCGCUAUGAAACAGAUCUGGCGCAGAACAAGUCAUGGAAACUUCGUUAUGAUGAUCUGCAUAUUCAAGAUCACAGUGGAUCAGGAGAAGCACAGUCACAGGGAGUGACAACUUUCAAGCGGAGUCCAUCGACUGUUCGUCCCCUUCCAGUGAGUUUCCAUGUUGUAACCAUUUUGACAAUAUACAUGAAAAAAUUACGCGCUUCGGAUUGGCUGAAAACGAGUGCAUUUUUCGUGUCACAUGAGUCCAAAUUACAAAUACCGUACGUGUGCUGGCAAAAUUUCGUUCGUCUUGACUUCAUGUGAUGCGUUUUUCAUGUAAAUUAUUAACAAAUAACCUAAUGAUUUCUCGUACAAAUUGGUGUAAAUAAGCACAUAUAAAUUUUUCAAAGACUAGACGAGUGCAUGUAGAGACUGCAUUCCGAUUGAGUGUCAUAGAACGAAAACCAAAGUAAUCACAGAAGUCAAUCAAGAUAAAGCAAAAUAUCAUACAGAGCCAGUGAGAACUUAAAGUGGAAAAAAAAGGUUAAUAGUUGAACGAUCAGUCUGAUCUUUCGAGUUAGAGUGGUCUAGAAAAGGACCGUAACCGGUAAGUCCUCGAAAGUCAUAAAAUUUGAAUAAACAACAACAACAAAAAAAGCGUUUACUACCUGGUCGUUUUCAAAGUAUUUCGCGACUAAAUUCUCGAUGUUAAGUCAGGGAAAUGGAAUUCUACGAUUUCAAAAGAGGGGUAACCUUUCAUUUCACUAACUUGACCUUUCAGAAAACAGAGACCAAGGAAGAGUUGAACGUGAACACGAUCAAAGCCGUCAAGCCUUUCACCAGUCCACUGAUUCAAGAGGAGCAAACUACAGCCGCCUCCAACGCAUCAGCAAACACAGAGCAAAUCUUCACCACAAUCGGAAACUAUCAAGUAAGAAAAUUACGAAGCCGGGACGGUCUCGUGGGUAAAGUAGCUAUUUACUCAAAGUGACGGAGAGGGAAGGCAAUACAUCAAGCCAGACCUUUUGAUACAAAGGAUCCGUCGUUAUUUUUCGCAAGGGGGGUAAUGGAGGAUUUAGGGGGUCAUAUGGUUUUCCAGGGGGAACGAACGAGGGAUCAGUCGUUGCCAAAAGAGUAUAAGGGAGGGACUAUGGAAGAUCGACUGCCAAUUAACUGCCACUGAGGAGGUGGUUCAUAAGAACAUUAGAGGAACGAGGGACCUUGCAAACGUGAAAGUCGGUGGAUAUCAUUGAAAAAUGCGAAGGUAGCGCCUGUUAGGUGUUUGAGAGCCAUAUUUAGCUAGAAAUAGAAGUUCGAAAUGUGGUUUAAUCAUUUGGGUCUGAUAGCUUUGAAUUUUCUUACAUCUGUUCGGCCUUUUUCUUUUUUUUUCAAGGGUCGAACUGUAGCAAUAAAGCGGUUGAACAAGAAAACUGUUCACAUGACUCGAGAAAUUCUUAUUCAGCUCAAACAGGUUAGUAAAUAUAUAAGCCUUUAGAAAUCCACUGUCGCACAAGUUGUUUUAGAGCAUGGAUAGAGAUUCAAAGAACUGUAUUUUCCCUUAACGUUUCAGAGAUAUAAGUGAAAAAUCGCAGACUUGUGAGGUGUUUCUGUGAUGAGUUUAUCAUGAUAUGGUAACUGGGGUGUUACAGCUACAGACAACGGUCAACACCUUUUCUGCCUGAAGCGGGAUUUAUACUCAUGACUUAUUCAGCUUUUUAUUUUUUCUUUUGUGAAAAUUAAUAUUCUGAUCUAUGCACCUUAGUUUAUCACCAUGUAGUCACGUUACAUUACGACGGUGUCGUAGUGCACAGUAACUGAAUAACAUUUUCUUUAAGGUACGGGACAUCAGCCAUGAAAACCUGAACCCCUUCAUUGGAGCGUGCAUCGAGUCACCCAACAUUAUGAUGGUUUGGUCGUACUGCAAAAAGGGAAGCUUAAAGGUAAGUACUUAUACAGUUUUAUUGGCAUCAACCCUUUAACCCCUUCAAUAUAAAGGAAAUAAUCACCAACUGAAGAAGCUCUUGAUUGUUAAAUUCAUGCUUUUCAUGGAAUGUUGUUCAUUUAUUUUGAUUAGGACGUCUUGGCUAACGAUGAGUAUAAGAUCGACUAUGGAUUCAAACUGUCCAUGGCCAUCGACAUCGCGGCGGUAAUGAGAUCAUUUAUUUUCUUUUCUAUCAUGCCAAUGUGUAACCGUAUAUUUAUUUUAAAAAAGUGUUGUAGAAGAAGUUUAAAUGUGGUGAUAAAAUCACGGGAACACCCUCCAGGGACUAUUGUACUGCGAUUUUGAUCCCAUCACAUUUCGAAGUAAUCCGAUCGAGGUCUAUUUUUGUAGUUUUGGAGCGGGUCUUUGUUUAACGCCUAGGGGAAGGAGGAAAAAGAAGGGUGGGGGGGGGGGAGGAUUUUGGUUGUGUCACCUGCACCCCCCCCUCCCCCUUACGGUUCUGUAAUGAAUAGUGACUGGUCUCUCAUAGAGAGGAGUCAAUAAGUGUAACAAAACUAAUAUCUUGGUUGUGUUCUUCUUUAACCGGCAUUAAGAGGCUUUUUUUCAAAAUUGUUUUUGAUGGGUAAUCAUAGCAACAGUACCAGUUGUGAUAGUUUAUCAGAGCAAAAGUAAACUCUGUUGAGUCAUCAGACGUAACUAUGUGAGCCUCACUUUCAUUAUUGACGAGAGAUCAAAAUUGACAAAUUGGAGGAGAGGCUCAGAACCAAUACUGAAAAUUUCAGAAGGUCACUUUAAGAGGUGAUCCAGAUUUCGAAAUAAUUUAAGUAGAGCAUCCAUUAUUCACUAUUUUGCUGACUGUUUUGUGUCGUCGUGGCAAUGAUAAGAAAAUAUUUCCUCUAAAGGAUCAUUCGUCUUUACUUUAUGUUAUAGGGCAUGAAAUACCUUCACAACACCUCUGUCAAAUUCCAUGGCAACCUGACUUCGACUCGAUGCGUGAUUGACAGUCACUGGGUUGUCAAGAUCACAGACUGGGGUUUGCAUGAAUUCAAAGCUGGACAGGAGAAUACCAAGAGUUUGCACAAGAUGUAUUAUGGUAAGUCUCAUCUUUGCAUCGAUGCCACACUCGUGAGUUUGGAGGAGUCUGUCGACGUAUUUUUACAGAAUCGAUAUGUUGCGUUCGACUGGUGUUUACAUCAUUUUGAAUUAAAGUCAGCGAUCUAGUCUACAAUGUUCUCAUAUUUUUUCACUUGUGAAGUGUUUUUUUCUUCCCCUGCCCGUAGGCAACCAAUACAUGAAUAUGAAUCGUUAUUCACUUCGGUCGUAGACAGCUGCUAAUUUAUUACUCAGAAAAAUCGAAAACAUAUUUUGUAAACUUAAUCAGAGGUUUUCGUCUACUAAGUCCUCUGAAUCGAGAAGUCAAUAUUCGAUACUUGACCUACUGGACCUCUCCAACCAACUUCUAUAAACGAGGCAAAGACUAAGACAAAGACCAUAAGUAUGGCUGAUAAUUAAAGCAUGUUAAGAGCUUUUGUCAGUAAUAGUAGGUCAACAAAAGACACUGGCUAACCUAAUAAAAGACAUUGGCUAAGAAUCUAGCUUAUGGGUACAACCGUUUCUUAUGCCAUGUUAGAUCUCUUGUGGACUGCACCUGAGCACAUCAAUAUCAGUAAGGUGGAGCGUGAGGGGUUUUCCCAGAAAGGAGAUGUGUACAGCUAUGGAAUACUACUUCAAGAAAUGUCCUUUCGUUCGGAGCCUUACAGCAGAAAAAUGCUACAACCUAAAGGUGGGUGAACUGGGUUGGAUAGAAAUGGAUGGUGAAGUUUUCCGAGGUAUUUUUACCGAUUUUCUUCCGGAGCUACCCCAAUUUUUAGUCGCAUUAAGUGACUGGGAGUAUUGCUGCAUUCCAAAGACGGGAGGCUAGUCAAUCACUUGUAGAAUACAUUAGCGAUUUGUCAAUUUUCCCUAAAAUUUCACCGGUAUCUGUCUACACUCUUGCAUGGAGAAAGACAUCGCAACCGAAAAUUGUCCUGCCCCAAUUUACGUAUUCACCUUUUGCAAUCCUCCCCUUAAACAGUAAUAAUUCACCGUGUUGUGGCUCAUGAGGACCCUCCUUUCCGUCCUGAUGUUCCAUCAAUGGAAAUGAAGCCGGAAUACAUAGAGCUGAUGGUAGAUUGCUGGAAUGACGAACCCGAGGAAAGGCCGCAUUUUUACCGAAUUGUAGAGCGGCUCAAGAAAGAAAGUGGCAGGUACAUCUCAGUGAAGUACAUAAUUUUUUUAUCAUAUUUACCGUUUUAAGACAUACGGUUGGAAUAACGAAUAUGCACGUGACUCCUCCCCCUGCCAAGAAAAAUGAUUCAUUGUGAUAAAGAAAAGACCUGGAAUACCUGCACAAGUCAUAAGGACAUUAAGUUUGGACCCCCCUUCCCCACUUCGUCAGAAAUCCUAGGUACACCCCUGCAUCAGUCCUGCAUCGCAUAUAAUUUUCAUUGACAUCAAACCUGACACGACUUAUUUCCUCAGAGGAUCCAACAUCAUAGAAAACAUGGUGACUAUGAUGGAGAAGCAUGCUAAUCACUUGGAACAGCUGGUGGAGGAACGAACCAGGCAGUUAAAUGAGGAGAAAGAAAAAACAGAGAAAAUCCUCUACCGAUUGCUCCCACCGUAAGUAGAAAAAAAAAACACUAAAAGUUAGCUUGCCGUAUGCGACGACAGUCGUAAGAGAAAAGCAAAUAAUUUUCUAAGCAGAGAGAGGCCUAAACUUCGUACAGAGAAGGGACAGUGAGAUUUUCCUAAAUCAAAAAGUGUUGCGACUUUUCUGGACCAGUCAUGGAACAGAGUUGCUUCAGACGAAAAGUGUUGUUUAAACGAUUGAAUGUCGUACUUUUUUCUUGUAAACCCAAAUAUAUCACAAAAGCCAAUGAGAAAUAAGACAACUAUCACCAACAGCCAAUUAGAACUUGAAACGAAAUCACUAAACCUUACUCAAGCGCGACAAAAACGUGAGAAACUGAGCGCGAUUGGAGUAAAUUUUGUAUCUAAUUAAUUCAGAACAAAGAUGACACAAGUUUCUUAUCCAGUCAAAUGACGCAGUGAAGCAAAGCUAAAAAAACCCGGAUUUCUCUCGACACUCAGUUGAUAACUGCCCUGAAAGUUUUCUUUUCAUGUUCUUAGUUUGGUAGUGGACCAGUUGAAGUCUGAUAACACGGUGCAGGCCGAGGGAUUUGAGGAAGUUACCAUCUUCUUCAGUGACAUUGUCGGCUUCACUAAGCUGGCCUCCAUGAGUACCCCGCUAGAGGUAUGGAACUACACAAUGGAUGCUGAUAAAUCUUAACGUCUCUAUGCAUUAAAUCACAUGACUUACACCAUGGGGACUUGGGUCGGGUGUAGCGUUCAGCCAUAGUUAUGUACCAAUAGGCCAUUUCACAGUUGUGGGCUGAAGGUGACCUUGUUGUGAUGGAGACCAGCAUCUAGUUAGCAUGAUAACAAAGUAAUAUGCAUUUGGAAAGCAGCAAGGUUUGUAUCAUGACAAGGUCAACCUUGGCCUCACUCCUGUUCAAAGGCUUGGCAACCAAGCACACAGCUGUAAAAUGGACUAUUUUGGGAAGGUCUUGAUGAUUAAGGCGUCUCUCUAUGACUCCUAUGGGAAGCAGCUCCUCAGUGUGCGGAAACUUCGAAGAGAUAUUUGCCAAAGUUUACUUUGAAACAAUAAGUAAGAUCACUGGAUUUAUGAUGAACACAGACCUAUGAACAAAUACGCUAAUAGUUCUCUCUUUUCCCUUUGCAGAUUGUGGGCUUUUUGAAUGAUUUGUAUGUGUCCUUUGAUGAAAUUAUCAGUCGUUUUGACGUAUACAAGGUAAACUCACGUUGAGAAAAUUUACCUGGAAUUUGUAAAACGUGGUUUUGCUGUUGUUCUCUCCCUUAAAGUCCGUAGUAUCGAACCCAGCCUCUCUCUCCAGACCCGGAGGUUUUUCCGGCGUUUUUUCUUUGCCGUGAAAGAAGCACCACCUUUUAGAGGGUUUCGUGAAAAUAAAUAGGGACUGUAUUAAAAAACAUUGAAAUGGUAGUUUAUCUUUUUCAGGUGGAGACAGUUGGUGAUGCUUACGUUGUUGUCAGCGGUUGUCCUAAGAAGAAUGGGAUAAAACAUGCUAGUGAAAUUGCGAGCAUGGCACUAGAGCUUCUCAGUCACAUGACUGUAUUUCGUGUGCGACAUCUGCCAGACCAUCAACUGCAACUGCGAAUUGGCAUCAACACGGGUAGGAUUUCUGGACCUCUGAUUAGUUGUUCGCCUUUUCAUGUCAUCAUUUUCUUUCUGCAUUGUUUUUCUUCAUGAAGUCAUAGGUGAUCCCUUGUCCCUUUUUCCUUGAACUUGGCUGUUUAGAGCAAUUUUCAAUUCAGCGUCGAAAAUAAUCCUGUAUUGCUUUGGUUUUGCUUUACUUCGUUAUGUGGUUGGUCUAGAAAACUCGCGCUACGUUCUCAACCAAUCAGAGUCUUCCCACGCCAUAGGCGGUCAGGUUGUUUGCUUUGAAUUCUCAUUGGUUCUUAAAGGUAUUUCCCUUUCUUCUGAUUGGCCGUUGUGAUUACUUUGGUUUUGGUUUUUACGACACUCAAUCGAAAAGCACUCUAAUACUGAACCGUAUCGCAUGCAACUGCACUGACGCCGCGAUGUAGCAACAUAGGUUUGAACGUAUAACUUGCUUUUCAUUUUGAUUUGAUUUACAGGUCCAGUGGUGGCGGCAGUUGUUGGUGUGACCAUGCCACGGUUUUGCCUUUAUGGUCACACGGUCAACAUCGCAUCUAAGCUGGAAAGCACCUGUCUGCGUAAGUACUGCGCAUGCUCUAUGCGUUCCAUCACUCUGACCCUUAAGUGCUCUAAUUGGCCGUGGAAGGUCUGAUACAUUAAUUAGACCUUUGGCCCUUAACGAUAGAGUUAAUGAUCUUUUUCUGUGAACUUAUUUGGUUGAAUAUCUUAGAAACGUAUCGACCAAGUUUGAAGUAGGUAUUUAAGUUUUGGUAAUAUUUGUAUAUCCUUAUGAUGAUUCUCUUAUUCAUACAUUUCUCAAGCUUUGCGCAUCCACGUGAGCAGCGAGUCACAUUCGAGGUUGGUUGAAGUUGGAGGUUUUUAUCUAGAGGAGAGGGGACAGGUCCAGAUUAAGGUAAAAAAAAUAUCUCGGAGGUGAUAUAAGAAACUGACUAAAGGGACUAUUCUCCAUGCUUGAUUACACUUUAACAGUCAAUUAAGUUAAACGUAAAAAGGCAAUUUAUUUUUCUACCCGCCCCUCUGAGACGCGGUUCUCCAACUGUUAGACAAAUGACGCUCAAGGAAUUUUUGUUUUCAAUCCAUGGCGCACACUAACAGCGCUUCGAAUGCAACGAACACAGAUGGAGGCUCGGAACGUUUGAAAACCUGAGUAAAAAGAAUAAAGCAUUUUUCUUUCGAAUUAACUGAACCCUCUCCAAUUACGGUUUGCAAUUUUGUUUGUUUGAUAAAUCAAACUAAUGUUCUUCUCAAUGUACUUUCAAUUUCAUUUUAGCGGUUUGCAAAAUUGCGUAUUCCGACGUUUCCAAAUUGUUUUAAAUAUAGUGUCGUCCACAAAAGGCCUAUCGAUAUGUUUUCCGACGUAAACGUGCACAUCGUGUUUUUACACCGUGUUUUUUUCUUUGUCCCUAUUUGACAGAGGCAAGGACUGGUGACUACUUACUGGUUGGUUGGUAAAGAAGGCUUUGACAAAGCCUUACCCGACCCCCCACUGGACUUCUCAGAACCUCUGUUUGAAACUUUGGAUGUGUAUUAUGCCAGUUAA
Pocillopora meandrina is the source of this 12268-nucleotide messenger RNA. Lineage: Eukaryota; Metazoa; Cnidaria; Anthozoa; Scleractinia; Pocilloporidae. The record is from the annotation of a GenBank genome assembly.